AUGCCUACCGUGCCACUACAGUAUGAAACCUUGAAGUCUGUUCUGCUUUACAUGGAGCCUAAUAUACGAUUCCGAAUCUCUCUUCUCAUGCCAUCAAUCAGCGCUCUUGAGAGCCGUCUACCGCUUAAAGUUGAGAAUCUGAUGUUUUCAAGGGAAAAAACGAAUGUGAAUAGGUUCUCCUAUCAACUUGGUAUUUACUUUGAUUAUGGACGUAAUGAAAUGCCCUUCAAUGUACAUAAUUCGAAUAAUUGUGGAGGCUCUUCCAAUGACUUUGAUCAAUAUGGAUUCAUUAUAUAUCCCGGUGUGAAUGAUGUACUCCCUGGAGACGUCGAUUUGAGACAAGGAUAUCGACAUAUUUCUCGGAAUGAUAGUGAAAGAAGAGAGCAAUUCAUUGUCCAGCGGCUGAGAAUUUAUAAAAUGUUACUGGCUGAAAAACUUAAUCAACAGUAUAUUGAAGACGCCGAGACAAGAAGAAUUGCAGUAGGUCCCUGGGAUCCAUCGCUAGAGGCAUCAAUUCGAAGAAGUGCAACUAACAAUUCUGUUGAAGACAUUCAGUCAGUGAUUGAGACUAACCGUGAGGAAUUAAGGCCGUACAACAAUCGUCGUAACAACAGGACUCCGCCAUACACUGCCUGCAUUCAGCUAACCGUCAAAUCUACAAAAGGCUAUCAGUUCCAACGUGUUCUAUACAACAAGUAUCUUUAUGAAGCGGAGAAGGCAAUGCACACAAAACUGUUUGUAAAUCGAGACAAUAUUGUAACUGUGAAAAAUCUAAAAUUCAACACGGACAAUCAAGUUCUUCGAUUUCCUGCGGGUACUAUCCUGAAAAUCGAGAAUUUAGAAGUUUUACGUUGGAGUGCAUCUCAUUUCGAGUGCCUAACGAAUAUUAUUGAUCCGUCAUCAUUUCCAAUUCAGCAACUCAAAAUGGAAAGCUCUCUCAGUUCUCCAGAUUUUCGACACAGCAUUGUGAAAGAAGCGAAGUCACUAGUUAUCGAUAAUCACUCGUUUGGUAAUGCUUCAUGGACACCAAUUCUUCUGAAUCUGACCAACCGAAGAGUGUGUUUGAUGAAUGAGAACCAACGUGUUCCUCCAAAUAACUACGUGAAUUUAAUCGAAGAUUGGUUGGAGAGAGGACGUCCAGUCGGGACCACUUUCAGUAUGGGUCUCAAGAACGAAGAUACAGCGAAACAGUGUUUGGAUACUCUGAAACAGAGAGAAAAUGUUUUAGGAUCUACUGAAAAACAAGUACAACUCCGUAUCAAUGCUUCAUUGAAGCUCAAUGUCUCUUAUGAAAUGAUUGACCAUACAGGCAGUUUUCCUAGUGAGUAUGCUUCAAACUUGUGGCUGAGACUGAAAGUGAUUCGUAGACGAUCGGAAUAA
This is a messenger RNA of Caenorhabditis remanei, 1380 nucleotides long. RefSeq lists its product as uncharacterized. The coding region runs from base 1 to 1380 and encodes 459 amino acids. The transcript has 3 exons. The record is from RefSeq and is a predicted model, not a curated record. Lineage: Eukaryota; Metazoa; Nematoda; Chromadorea; Rhabditida; Rhabditidae.